GUGUAACCUCGUCGACAAGGGCCCCCGAACCACGAAAUUUCUGUCAUCCGUCUCAUCAGUCGUUUGAGUGUCGCCUGUCGCCGCCAGCUCGUCAACCAGCACACCCCGGCGACGUCGGAGCGCUUGCUCCCAGUUCGCCAGGCUGGCAUCUUGGACACACAACUCAUUAGCUAGGUGGCGCGUCUCGAUGAGACACCGCGCAAGGCGUGAUCCACCUCUGCUGGCAACCGUGUGCUCCCUCGACCUCUCCCUCACCAGCUCGCACGAGUUACUUGAACGGACACGCCCGUUGCAUCUCCCGCUGCUCCCAUCACCGCCGUUUGCCUGCCCCAAUCGCCUCAUCCGCCGCCACGCUGGUGCACUGCCGCUGCUCCUGCCGCUGCUGAGCGCCACGAUCACAAUCACAGGCAGUGGCCGACGGAGCAUCCGCCAGGCCGCGGCGACGCGUACAAAAGGCGCUGCCCUCCUGACCCCUGAGUUCACGCUCAUCACCGCUACCGCCCGAGCUUGCGCUUCUUCCCGCCGCCCCGACGUCGCCACAGGAAGAAGCACAUCGUGUCUCGUCGCCAUUGACUUGGCCCCGACAUCGUUCCCACCUUGUCCGCUAGCCGCUCUCGCUGCACGGGCCCAAUCCCACGCCUCUGUUCGGUGGCGCAUCCCCCCACCAGCGCCAGUACCCGAACAGCAAGCGCGCAACGGGGCUCACGGCCGCCGGCCCCGACGUCCAGGCCACGAGCGUAGACGUCGCCUCUCGCCGGCGACUUCAUCUGGCUUCCCCUUCUCACCACCUUGGCGACCGCUCAGCCCGCCCUCUUCGCCCAACGUCGCCUCGCUCUGGCCAGGUCAGCGCUGUUGUCGUUCCACGAUGCCCACCUCUCCUCAGACGCAUGGGUUGGCCCCUGGCCGCCAGGCCCCUGUCGUUCUCCUGACGGACCGCUUGGAGAAGCCAUCUCUGGACGACCGCGAUUAUCGUGUUGUUCGGCUCGAGAAUGACCUCGAGGCGCUGCUGGUGCAUGAUCCGGAGACGGACAAGGCUAGCGCCGCUCUAGACGUCAACGUUGGAAACUUCAGCGACGAGGAUGGCAUGCCAGGAAUGGCGCACGCCGUCGAGCAUCUGCUCUUCAUGGGCACCAAGAAAUUCCCCAUCGAAAACGAGUAUGGCCAAUAUCUGUCCGCCAACUCAGGCAGCUCCAACGCCUACACUGCCUCCACCUCAACCAACUACUACUUCGACGUUGCGGCGAAGCCGAACAAUGACGAGGCCCCUUCCGAUUCCAACCCCUCUCCCCUGCGCGAGGCCCUCGACCGCUUUGCCCAGUUCUUCAUAGAGCCCUUGUUUCUGUCCAGCACCCUCGACAGGGAGCUGAGAGCUGUCGACUCGGAGAACAAGAAGAACCUGCAGAACGAUACCUGGCGGCUCCAUCAACUCGAAAAGUCGUUGUCUAACCCGAAACAUCCGUAUUGCCAUUUCUCGACCGGCAACUUCGAGGUUCUCAAGACGAUUCCUGAGUCACAGGGCAUCAAUGUCAGGGACAAGUUCAUUGAGUUCCAUGCCAAGCACUACUCGGCCAACCGCAUGAAGCUCGUCGUUCUCGGUCGCGAGCCCCUUGACGUUCUGCAGAAAUGGGUCGUCGAACUGUUUUCGCCAAUCGUCAACAAGAAGCUCCCCCCCAACCGGUGGACAGACGAGGUCCCCUUCCGACCCCAAGACCUUGGAAUGCAAUGCUUUGCGAAGCCUGUCAUGGACUCGAGAGAUUUGAACCUGAUUUUCCCCUUUGUUGACGAGGAAGCGCUGUUCGAGUCGCAGCCCAGCAGGUACAUCAGCCACUUGAUUGGGCACGAGGGGCCUGGCAGCAUCAUGGCCUACGUCAAGAGCAAAGGGUGGGCGAACAGCUUGUCUGCUGGCGCGUACCCCGUCUGCCCCGGGACCGCCGGGAUCUUUGAAGUGCAAAUCCGCAUGACUGAAGAGGUAUGUCUUGCCGCGUUUCGUGUUGCCGAAGCGUGCUCAUCCGUGAAACCACAGGGCUUGAAGAACUACCCCGAGAUCGUCAAAAUCUUUUUCCAAUACGUUUCGCUGCUGCGAGAGUCGCCACCACAAGAGUGGAUAUUUGACGAGCAAAAGGGCAUGGCCGAUGUUGAUUUCAAGUUCAGGCAAAAGACCCCGGCCAGUCGGUUCACAAGCCGGACUAGUUCAGUGAUGCAGAAGCCACUCCCCCGCGAGUGGCUGCUCAGUGGCCAUAGCCGUCUCCGGACUUUUGACCCCGAAUUGAUCAGAGACGCCCUGGACAAGAUUCGGCCCGACAACAUGCGCAUGGUCAUCGUGUCCCGAAACUUCCCUGGGUCCUGGGACAAAAAGGAGAAGUGGUACGGUACUGAGUAUAGCCAUGAGAGAAUACCGUCCGAUGUCAUGGAGGGGCUUCAGCAGGCCAUGGCUGUGUCCCCGUCGACCCGCCUUGCGGAGCUGCACCUCCCGCACAAGAACAAUUUCAUCCCCAACAAGCUUGAGGUCGAGAAGAAGGAUGUGGCGGAACCUGCACCCGCCCCGCGCUUGCUGCGCAACGAUUCCGUUGCCCGGACUUGGUGGAAGAAGGACGACACGUUCUGGGUGCCCAAGGCCAACGUUAUGGUCAGCCUCAAGAACCCCAUUAUCUUCGCCACCGCGGAGAACAGCGUCAAGGCGAGACUCUUCACAGAGCUGGUACGAGACGCCCUGGAGGAGUAUUCCUACGACGCAGAGCUCGCUGGGCUGCAGUACACGGUAUGUCUCGAUUCACGCGGCCUAGAAUUGGACAUUUCCGGAUACAACGACAAGCUUCCCGUGCUCCUGGAGCAUGUCGCUGUCACCCUGCGCGACCUCGACAUCAAGAACGAGCGCUUCGACAUCGUCAAGGAGCGCCUUACCCGUGGCUAUGACAAUUGGCAGCUGCAGUCAUCAUACCAACAAGUUGGCGAGUACAUGGCAUGGCUCAACGCGGAACGCGACUUUGUCGUCGAAGAGCUUGCCGUAGAUCUGCAAAACAUCACCGCGGAUGCAGUCAGGCUAUUCCACAAGCAAAUGCUGGCACAGCUCUACAUCGAGGUGUACGCACACGGCAAUAUGUACAAGGGUGAGGCGCUCAAGGUGACGGACAUGGUCGAGUCCAUUCUCAAGCCUCGCACCCUUCCGCGGUCGCAGUGGCCCAUCAUCCGAUCUCUGGUCCUCCCGCCCGGGUCGAACUUUGUUUUCAACAAGACCCUGAAAGAUCCAGCCAACGUGAACCAUUGCGUUGAGACGUUCUUCUACGUCGCUGACCGGAGCGACCAAGUCGCUCGCGCAAAGACGUUACUGAUCGAUCAAAUGGUGCACGAGCCUGCCUUUGAUCAGCUCCGGACCAAGGAGCAGCUUGGGUACAUUGUCUUCUCAAGCAUGCGCGUCUUCGCUACUGUUUGUGGCUUCCGCUUCUUGGUGCAGAGCGAGAGAACCCCCGAGUAUUUGGAUCGUCGGAUCGAAGCCUUCCUGGCGCGUUUCGGGCAGUCUCUCAAGGAUAUGAGCGAUGCCGAAUUCGAAGGCCACAAGAGGAGUCUCAUCAACAAGCGUCUGGAAAAGCUGAGGAAUCUGGACCAGGAAUGGUCCAGGCAUUGGACUCAUAUCUCGAAUGAGUACUACAGCUUCGAUCAGGCCAAAAUCGAUGCGGAACACGUCAAGGGCUUGACCAGAGCCGAAAUGGUCGACUUCUUCAACCAGUACCUCAGCCCAAGCUCGGAGACGCGAGCGAGGAUCUCUGUGCACAUGCACGCCCGAGGUGCCGGCGAGCUGGACCGCAAGAUCAUAGAGCUACUCCAGUCACUCGGUCUGCACGACGUUCCGCGGGAGCGGCGGCAGAACGUAGGCCUCCUCGAAGGCUACCUGAAGGAUGAGCUGAAGCUCCCCGAGAGCGAGAGAAUUGACAUCGCCUCGAAGGCGAAGGAGCUCGGGCUCAGCCAAAUGACGCACAACGAUGAGCCAGGCGCAACAACGGCCGGAGCCGUGUCAGCCGUAGACUCUGCCCAGGAGAUCACUGAUGUGCGCCAAUUCAAGGCUGGCCUCUUUGCCAGCCAGGGAGCCAGGCCGAUCAAGGACCUGAGCGAGUUUGAGGAGACCGAUGCCAAGCUAUAGCGAACUCACCCGCGGAGAAGGGACCACGCAAUGAUGAUUGUAGAGUGAUUGAGUCGGGUGACCUGGGUCAAGAUUUAUUUAUGGUUGAUUGCUGUGGUGUGGGAAAUGGGCGGCAUCUGGGAGGAUUUGCUUGACCCGCGUCUAUACAAAUGGCGCUCGAGGCGUCCUAUACAGAGAAGGAACGGUUACAGUUGCAUACUGCGCAAGCACUACAGGAUUGGAUGGGUAAGAUCCCCGGUCUGUGGCAGCCUCAGAGGGCUACCGGCAGGCAUGUACUGUAUCAUGUAGACUUGAUGGUUAAUUGAUUCGAAUGCAGAAUAUUUGUACCAGUAUUCGCUA
Messenger RNA from Purpureocillium takamizusanense, 4474 nucleotides. It is a transcript of the gene STE23, whose product is annotated as Insulysin. The transcript is spliced from 3 exons. Gene Ontology annotation, biological process: peptide catabolic process. NCBI's taxonomy places the organism in Eukaryota, Fungi, Ascomycota, Sordariomycetes, Hypocreales, Ophiocordycipitaceae. The coding region runs from base 188 to 4135 and encodes 1315 amino acids. Gene Ontology annotation, molecular function: metal ion binding; metalloendopeptidase activity. Gene Ontology annotation, cellular component: cytosol; mitochondrion. The record is from RefSeq and is a predicted model, not a curated record.